UUCCAGACCUCUUGUCUUCUCGCGCAACAUAUCACUGAAGACGACUGAGGACGGUCAGAGAGGAGUGGAGUACUCAACUUUUACUUUUUUUUAUUUGUCUACUUUUGGGAUGAUUUAAAUUAUAGCUUGCAGACGUUUUUAACGAUUUUCUUUUUUUAGGAUUGCAAAAAUGUUUUGAUGGCCAGAAUCAUAGGGGUGAACUAGGUUAUUUAAAGGCUAACCGGUGUGUAAUUACAACUGCUCACUAUCAGUCCUAUCUCAAUUAUUAAUGCGGAAGAUGUCGUAGAUCAAUGCUUUGCACUUCUUCGUAGUUUUUUAAAACAUUUUAAAGCAUGGGUUUUAUUCGUGUGAAACUUAUCGACGUACAGCAAGCUGAAGAAUGGAAAAAGAAUUCGAACGGCAAAUUCGAGCCGUAUUGCGCGAUACAUAUCAAAGAGGCAGUGCAAACGCCUGGUCAAGGUGUCCAAUUAGUUCAAAAGAAGAGAACAGUAUACCCAGAAUGGAAUAAAUGCUUUGACACGCAUCUUUAUCCUGGCCGAGUGAUUUCCGUCGUCGUCAUGGAAAAACCGAACGUAUUUCGUGGUGAAACAACAAUUGGUGUACAAUUUUUGGUCGAUCAAUGCAAGAAAGAUUGCUUUUCCAGUUUGUGGUUGGAUCUCACUCCCUAUGGACUUCUUGUUCAAGUUAGACACUUUGACGAAGCUGCAGAUGAUCAAAACAAAAGCUAUGAUGAGCCAGCCAAUAAAAGCGGUCUUACUGGCAGACGCGGUGCCAUUCGGAAACAGAAAGUUCAUGAAGUUCGUGGGCACAAAUUUGUGGCUAGAUUUUUUCGACAGUUUGUGUUCUGUUCUGUUUGUCGUGAUUUUUUAUGGGGAUUAAACAAACAAGGUUAUCAAUGCCAAGUGUGUACAAUGGUUGUGCACAAGCGAUGUCACAAUCAGAUCUUAAGCACAUGUCCUGGUGCAACAGACAAUAAUGAAACAAUGAAACUAAAGGAACGGUUCAAAAUUGACAUUCCACACAGAUUUAAAGUGACUACGUAUCUAAGUCCAACAUUUUGUGAUCACUGUGGCUCCAUGUUGUACGGUCUCUUUAGACAAGGCUUGAAAUGUGAAGCGUGUGGAAUGAAUAUUCAUCAUAAAUGUCAGAAACAUGUUGCAAAUCUUUGUGGAAUCAAUCAGAAAGCAUUUGCUGAAGCGCUUGACCUAGCUAACGCAGAUAAAGCGCGGAGACUAAGCCAACUUCCAAAAUUACCAAGUAAUGAGUCAUUAGCACCGACUAUGGCUAGUUUUAAUGAUGAAAAAUUAGAAGAAAAAUAUGGUCGUAUUGCCGAUGAGUAUGAAGUGAUGUGGAAAGCUGAUGAACCCAAACCUCCACCGCGCACAGUCAGUAUCAAUAAGCCUAUCAAGAAAUACACCAUGCAAGAUUUUACGUUUCUCAAAGUCCUCGGAAAAGGGAGUUUUGGAAAGGUUCUGUUAUCAGAGAUGAAGAGUAAUGGUCAGGUUUAUGCCAUAAAAGCAUUAAAGAAAGACGUUGUGUUAGAAGAUGAUGAUGUUGAAUGUACAAUGAUCGAAAGACGAGUUCUGAGCAUUGCUAGUCGACAUCCAUUUCUCACUUCUAUUAUUUGUUCAUUUCAAUCCAAGGAGCAUUUGUUUUUUGUCAUGGAAUAUGUGAACGGUGGUGAUUUGAUGUUUCAUAUUCAGUCUGCUGGCAAAUUUAAUGAUUAUCGCUCUUGUUUCUACACAGCCGAAAUCGUUUGUGGUCUGGAAUUCCUGCACAGUUUAGGAAUAAUAUAUAGAGAUUUAAAGUUGGAUAACGUCCUCAUGGAUGCUAUGGGUCAUAUAAAGAUUGCUGAUUUUGGCAUGUGUAAGGAGAAAAUAUUGGAUGGUAACAAGACCUCCACUUUCUGUGGUACACCUGAUUAUAUAGCGCCUGAGAUCCUUAAGGGACUGAAAUACGAUUCCUCAGUAGAUUGGUGGUCUCUUGGUGUAUUAUUGUAUGAAAUGUUGAUUGGACAGUCUCCUUUCACCGGUGAAGAUGAAGAGGAUCUUUUUGAUUCAAUUUGUCGCGAUAAAGUUCACUACCCUAAAUGGGUAUCGCAAAACGCUGUCUCGUGUAUGGUACAGCUAUUGGAGCGAAAUGUGAACGAGAGACUUGGAUAUAAAGGUGGUAAAAAUGGCAUCAUAAGAAAACAUGAAUUUUUCUCCAAAUUAAGCUGGCGACAACUGGAAACAAGGCGAAUAGAACCACCUUUCAAACCGAAAAUUCGUUCACCAAGAGAUGCUGAAUAUUUCGAUUCAGAUUUCACAACUGAAGCUCCCAAACUCACGCCGACCGACAAAGCUUUGCUUGCAUCGAUAGAUCAAGGUCAAUUCAAAGGAUUCUCUUUCGUAAAUCAUAAUUUUAAUCGCGACUCACUUUAGCCCGCACCUUUGAAAAAAUGAUUUUGGAAAUAUUGUACGUAGCAAAUGAUUCUCUAUGCGCUGUUUUGCCGUUUUAUGAUGCUGCAAUACUCUUAAUUAGCGAUUUAUGAUAACUGUGUUAAACCAAGCUUAAAGUUUUGAAAUAAGUUAAUAUUUUUUUGGCUACAGCCUAGUUUUUUGGUGAAGAAUUAUUUUGGUAUUUUAAUGCGGAAAAACAGCGCUGUGCAUAAAAGCCGAACAUCUUUAGUACAUAUAGGAUGUAAUUAUUUUUUUAAAAAUACCGCUUUUAGUUAACUAUGAUAAUUGUAAAGUUUCUAACAUGUAAACUAUGUUUAUGAAAAAACAUUUGUAACUAUAUCUCAAAUUUCUUUUGAUUACGUUGCUUAAAAUUCAAAUUCAGACACAAUUAAUAAUACAGAAGAAUGGAACGUAGCCUUGUGGAAAGUGUGAAAAAUUUUAGCAAUAUAAAGUAAAAUCUAAAUAUUAAAUUUUUAAUUUACAAAUGACUGAGUCCAAUCGAGGAAUUUCAGGCAAUUAGCAAUUCAUUGAUUUUCACUCAAUACGCUUUUCACACGUUCGUUCAAGAACGCACUUGUUCCUGUCGAUGAAGUUUUUUUUUAGUUUUGAAGAAGUGUUCAGGCAUUCUGGGUUGGUUGUUUUUUGUUAAGGUGUAUACAGGAAAACUAAGAUUGUUGAAAUUUUUGUCAGGGUGUAAAACAUCUUAUCGGAAACAAUCAAUUGUUUCCUGUUUUUAAAAUAGACUGACGGAAUUUUAAUUAACGGUAACAAUAUAAUACUUGGUGGUUGCACUUUUUGGUAUUGAUUGCUUAUUUUUAUGCCUUUAUUGAUUGUUUUUGGUGGAGAAGAUGGUGUUGGUCUUUAAAUGGCAGUAGGGAAAAAUGUAAACAACAUUGAAUUUCGACAAACUAUGGUGCAUUUUACUGUGAUAUGUUUUCCCUUUUUGCUACGUACGGUCAAAUAUCCAUUUCAAACCGAAACAAACUUUUUUUCAAAUUGAUAUUAGUCACGUUGUCAGCUUUUUUAAAUAAAAGACCAUGAGCAAAGGUGUUGUUAUAACGACAAACCUUCACUUGUUCAAUUUGAAA
Xenia sp. Carnegie-2017 is the source of this 3529-nucleotide messenger RNA. RefSeq names its product protein kinase C delta type-like. NCBI's taxonomy places the organism in Eukaryota, Metazoa, Cnidaria, Anthozoa, Malacalcyonacea, Xeniidae. The record is from RefSeq and is a predicted model, not a curated record. Gene Ontology annotation, molecular function: ATP binding; diacylglycerol-dependent serine/threonine kinase activity. Gene Ontology annotation, biological process: protein phosphorylation.